CCAUUCAUAAAUAGGAUGGCACUUGUCGGCGCGGCGGCCAUCUUGACUACGUGGUUCAGGCGAGCUGCCGCAUCCCCGAUCCGCCGUCGCCACUUGCGAUCGUUUCGCCCGCGAGAAAUCGUCGGGAUAUUAUUCGCGCGAAAGACACUGGCCGUCGCGCCGAAUCCCGCGAUCCGCCACGACCGACGUAACAGGCUGACGGAAGUUGCCGCGAGCAGCGCGGUGGUCGGUACGCAGUGCACAGCUGAUCAGUGCCCCCGACGGACGGUAGCCGUAUGGCUCGUCGCCUCUCGAAAGCCUUGUCGAGAUAAAACGCGGAAGAGUGUACAAGAAAGAGAGAGAGAGGCCGAGAACGAGACCGAGCGUGACGGUGGGACCGGUGCGGAUCGGCCGCGCGUGACGCGAUCGCGUACAUCGGUGACAGGUGGAGAGGUCGAGGCGAGCGAGACGCAGCGCGGAAUUCCCCGCGGAGCGACGGGAUUCCAUCGAACGGACCGGAGUGCCGAUCCGCGCCCGCUGCAGACGAAGUGGCGGUGUUUACGAGGAGGCGACGAGGGAGGAGGAAGUGCACGACAGCAUCGCGGAACCCGCUCGUCGAACGUUUCCGAUGGUUGCCGUCCGGCCCUGCCAGGAGGAUGGGGGCCCACGAUGGGGGAGUGCCACUGCUCUAACAUCACUAUCAUGCAGCUGUUCCACGAGCUGAAGCAGCAGUUCCCCGCGCUCCCUGAUCACGUCGUCUCCCAGUGCAUCGCCCAGAACAGCCACGACCGGGAGACAUGCGCGAGAAGCCUGCGGGCCACCCAGGAGUCCCGUCCGUCGCCGGGCGCGUUUCCGCCGCCGGCUCCUUGCACCGAGUUGCAGUCGCCGCCGUCGCAGCAACAGCAGCAACGAGAGCAGCAGCAGCGACGCGCGUCGCACCAGCCGCAGCGUUGCUGCGCGAUGAACCAAGCGGCGAGCGGCAUCGGCAUCGGACGUCCCCAUCGACCGGCGUCGCUGGACAUCGGCACGACGCGUCGCUGCCUACCCGCCGGCUGCACGCGCGUCGCCGUGACGCCCGCGGCCGCUCCGUCGUCCGCGCCGGCCGUCUGCACGUCGCGCGGCUUCUUCGACGACGGCUGCGGCAUCGUCAAUAGCAACGGCAACAACAACAGCAACGCGCCGUCCGGCUUCGAGCUCAACGUCAACGUCGCCUGCAGCCCCGCGGGCAAUCGCGAUUUUCGAACGGUGCCCACGAUUGGCGCCUGUAAACGAAGCGACCUCGUCGUCGUGCCGCAACCGCACUACGUCGAACCGCUGCUGGCCGUCGGCAAGUCCAGGGCGCAGAUCGAUCACACGCGAAGCUACACUUCGGUCAGCCUGACCCUCAGACCGCCCUCGUCCGAGCCGCAACCGCCGAUCGACAUCAGGUCGGAGGGCUCGAGCCUGACUUACUCGACCUCGUCGUUGGAUCCACGUGGCUUUCAGAGCCGCCUGCAGAUCAGCAUCGGUCCCGGAAACGUCGGUAGCGUAGCAGCGGCGAGGAUCAGACCGCCGAUGGCUGUGCCAACGCAUCCGUUGCUGUCGACUCAGACGAGUCUCCAGCGACCGCCUGGACUUCCGCCAGGACCGCCGAGCCAGCUGCCGAGGCCUACGACGAGCGCACCGACGACACCGUCCGUGCCGCCGUCGACGAGCAUCGUCCCAACUUGCAGUCUGCCGACGACGCCUUCCGGCGCGAGCGGCGGCGGUGGCGGCGGCGGCGGCGUCGCGCCUUCCUCCGUCGGGGAACACGCGCAGAUCGCCGCAGGAUCGGAUCAGAGCCGAUCGCCGCUGAACCAAAUGGCGGAGCACCAAAGGAAGCUGGUCGCGGAGCAAUUGGCCAGGAAGGACAGGCUCGCCAGGGAGUUGCAGGCCGAGAAGGGACGACUCGAGGCGAUGAAGCGGGAGGUGCAGGCGCUCUCGCGGCCAGUGGGUUCCCCCAAGGAGCGGAAAACGAAAUUGAGAAGCGAGAUAUACAUGCUGCGGCUCGAGUGCGACAGAUUGGCCAACGAGGUGGAUCAGUGGUCGGACAGACGAGUACCACUGGGCGAGACCAACGAGGAGUUUUACCAGGGCAUUUAUACCGGCCAGCCGUUGCCAACGAGACCGCAGAGUCUGCAAGAUCCGCCGCCGUUGCCGAGCCAGCCGCCGGUGUGGCAGCCGGACCAGCCGACGGCGGCGAUCGCCAACGACCGGGACGAUCGCGACGGACCGUCAUGGGUCUGCACGAUGUGCACGUUCGACAAUCAUCCGCUGAUGAACAAGUGCGAGGAGUGCGACAUGCCGAGGCUGUUGACAUCCGGCGGCAGCGCAGGUAGAGUGCUGCACGGCGUGGCGAUGCGUGGAGUGCCGUCGUUCUUGUUGCCGUCGUCGGCCCCUCGCAACGACAACUAUCAUCCAAUGCCGCUCCCGCCAAAGCCGAAUGACCCGUCGUCUAACAGCAUGCGGUGUGAUUUGUAACAUGUGCAAGUUUAUAUGAAAGUUUUAUCACGAAAAUUUUAUCGAUUUUUAUAUUAAUUGACUUUGACGUCGACGUGACGGAGUGAUAUAUUUUAUCCCGCUGUAUUCUUAAGACAUUUUAAUAGAGUAUGAAUGCUGUUGUUAAACCAAGUAUAGAAAUUGUAUGCUUAAUUAAGGUUGGAUAUUUUUAGGAUUUUUAGGAUAAUAAAAGAGAGCAAAGCUCUGUUCUCACUUGUUUGUUGGAA
Molecule: messenger RNA, 2723 nt
Organism: Linepithema humile (Argentine ant)
Lineage: Eukaryota; Metazoa; Arthropoda; Insecta; Hymenoptera; Formicidae
Gene: Tab2
Product: TAK1-associated binding protein 2
Molecular function (GO): ubiquitin binding
Source: RefSeq, a predicted model, not a curated record